Emiliania huxleyi CCMP1516 is the source of this 943-nucleotide messenger RNA. RefSeq lists its product as hypothetical. Lineage: Eukaryota; Haptophyta; Isochrysidales; Noelaerhabdaceae. The transcript is spliced from 2 exons. The record is from RefSeq and is a predicted model, not a curated record. The annotation marks the transcript as partial.
CGCAUGCCUUCCGCCUCGGCCAACGCCUACCUCGUCGUCGCUGCGCUCGUCGCCGCAGGCUUGGAUGGGAUGGAGCGGGGCUUGCAGCUCCCGCCGCCGCGCGACCCGUCGGGCAAGGGGAGAGGCGGCGCCUCCGCAAAUGGCGGCGAGGCAGCGGCGAAUGGCGGCGGCGAGGCGGCGGUGAAUGGCAGCGGUGGCGAGGGCGGCGGUGGCGGCGUGGGCGGCGUGGGCGGUGGUGGCGCGGGCGGCGGCGGCGGCGUGGGCGGCGGCGGCGGCGCGGGCGCCGUGCCGCUGCCAUCCUCUCUCGAGGACGCGCUCAAGGCGCUCGAGGCGGACGAGGACAUGGUGCGCCGCCUCGGCCCCACGCUGGUCCGCUGGUUCGUGGGCGUCAAGAGGGGCGAGAUGGCCGCUCUCGCCACCAAGGAGGCCGAGCUGCUGGAGGGCCUCCGGGACAGCCUCCAGGAGAGGGACAGGCAGCGCGGCGGUGCGGGGGGCGAGGCGGACGAGAAGGCGCUCGAGCUCGCGCGGCGAGAGGCGUGGCGGCACAUGUACCUCGAAUUCCUCUGAGGACCGCCGCGCCCUGAAGCUGCCGUCCACGUACUGCUUGCUCACCUCGCGCCACACACAUCCUGCACCAGCACCCGCACCGAGAUCGCUGUAUGCGUCCCAAUCUCUGGACUCGUCUGGCUGUCUGCGCACAUGGCCACAUGCAUGCAUGGCAUGUGUCUGAGCAAAGUUCUAGAGCGCGCUGUGUCGGCGUGUACGACACGCGCGGAUCACUGCCGCACUGAAAUUCACUGGACACUGCGGUGUGCGCGCGUCUGGCUCUCCGGCAGACCUCUCGCUCCGUCCGCCGACUCCGUCUGUCUCUGCGACGUGCGAGGGCGCGGCCAAGCAGUGGCCAUGCCGCUGGUGCCAUGGAUACUUUGUAGCUUUUGCAAAA